AUAACCGCCAUCGAGGAGGAGGAGGAUUCUUCUGCUGCUGCUGCUGCGGUCAGAGUGAGUUAAAACCGGGAUGGAAAUUGAAUACGAGCCGCUGUCUAACCACAUGCAUCCAUUAUUUCUGCAAGUCAGACUCACUUCAACAUGACGCGCUCUCGUCUACAGCAUCCUUCUCUCUCCUCCUUUGUGAGGUGGACCCAUUGAGGCGUUUCUGAGAAUACAGUAUCACCUGACGACGUCUACCUGGCAUCGGCUUAUUAAGGACGGAUGAUGAUGAUAGAGGAGGAUGAAGCGGAGGCUCAUCAGGUGGAUAUGGAGUCGGAUUUGGUCAGCAGACCUCGCUCAUGCAUCUGGACGAACGACUUCUCAUGUGAGGUGAACGCGGAUCUGUCGCUUAAUUUCUCCAUAUUUAAAGUAGAUUCGGAUCAUGUUCCAUCACCGGCGUGCAGGAGGAGGAGGAUGAUGCUGGAUGCCGGAGGAUUUCACGACUUUACGGGAGCUGCGCUGCGCAAAACCAAGGCAUCCUCCCGGCGGAACGAGUGGGGAAACCAGUCCUACGCGGAGCUCAUCACCCGAGCCAUCGAGAGCACACCCGAGAAAAGACUCACCCUGUCUCAGAUCUACGACUGGAUGGUCCGAUAUGUGCCCUAUUUCAAAGAUAAAGGAAACAGCAACAGCUCUGCCGGAUGGAAGAACUCCAUCCGCCACAAUUUGUCCCUGCACACACGUUUCAUCCGUGUGCAGAAUGAGGGAACUGGCAAGAGUUCCUGGUGGAUGCUGAAUCCUGAUGGAGGGAAGCUGGGAAAAGCUCCCCGCCGUAGAGCUGUCUCAAUGGACAAUGGCAACAAGCACUUAAAGAGCAAAGGGCGAGUGAACCGUAAGAAAAUGGCCGGGAAAGCAGAGCAGGGUACAGAGGCAUUUUUGGAGUUCUGUAGCUCUCCAGAUCAUUGCAGUCCCACUAGGAAGUCUGGAACAGGUGGUGUGGUGGCUAGGGAGGAGUUUGAGACCUGGACAGAUCUCCAUUCACUAGGCAGCUCUUCAGCUUCAACUCUUAGUGGUCAUCUAUCACCAAUUCUAGCUGAGAGGGAAUUGGGGGAACCUGAAGCAGAGAGGAUAUCCUGUUCGGCAUCUCCACACCUGUACCCCAGUCCCUCUAGUGCCCACUCACCUGCAUCCCACUGUCCUGCAGAUCUCAGAGCAACAAUUAGCUACCAACAGCACCAAUCCCCAUGUCAUAAACAGCCUUCUUACCAAUACGCCAGUGAAAUGAUGGGCCAGGGCUCCAGCUGCGAGAUAGUUUAUGGCCAGCCAGAUGUGGGCAUGCUUCAGCACAAUUCCUCCAUGCAGAAUAUUGAGGAGAGCUCCAGUAAUAUGCAGGCCUACAAGGGCACAAGCACUCUCCAGAAUUUGCUGACCACAGGACCCCAGUUCCUUGUCAAGGACAUGAUACUUGGAAAAGAUAAUGGGGUCCACUCAAUGUUGGUUGCUCAAGGAUCCAGAGAUCUGCAUCCCACUAACCCUUCCUCCAAACCAUUUCACAGACAGAGCAUUAUUCAGAAUUUGAGCCAGGACCAUCAGCCUGCAUCGGUCUACUCUCAGCCCAGUGAUGGACACAUGCAGUCGUACAUACAUAAAGCCCCUUACCUAUAUAGCCCCACAGUCAAUGUACAUCUUACAGCAUCCACCACGCUUCCCCCAAACCCUGCAGGCAUGCAGGGAAUCUCACAGGACACCUGCCACCUUGCUACAGCUCCAUACCCACAAUGCCAUUCCUAUAUUUACACAGAUCCAUAUCAGCACAGUAUGGCAUAUGGACUGUACCGCCAACCUCAGGGGACGGGGACAGGUUACCACAACUAUCACCACCCUCAUCAGUUCUACCCACACGAGCGGCUGCCAGCAGACCUGGAUAUGGAUGUAUUCUACAGCAGCCUAGACUGUGACAUGGAGUCUAUACUCUUACAUGACAUUAUGGACUCAGGAGAAGAGAUUGAUUUCAAUUUUGAUUCCUCACUGGCUCAAGGAAUGGGCAUGGGAUUUGGAUUUAUGGGUACCCAACAGAGCCACAGCAAACAGAGCUGGGUUCCUGGAUAAAUGCCACAGAAUCAUCAAAGAAUGUUUUCUUAAGACAUAACUACCUACAGUACAUGCCAGCCAGCAGUGGAGUCCCAACACUCCACCACAAUUCAGGGUGAAUACACUGUGCUGACACUGAAAUGAAAUCAAGAGAGAAAUCUCUCUUUUGAAAACUGACUUUGAAUUUAUGCUGUCUGUUUCUUACUGCUUGUAUGUCCAUGCUCUAUGUUGUGUGUCCAUGUAUUGAAAACUACUCUGUUCCACUUUGUUCCAUUUGCUGCGAGUGAAACUCCUUUAGUUUUGCUGACUGAACCAUGAUGACAAUCUAAGCUGUUACCCAACACUGUUUUGUUCUUCAGUCAAAACUAUCUUGUGCACUUUAACUACAUCAAACAAAUCAAUGUUUAUAAUUUCACCCUCAGAAAGAAGGAAUGCUUGGGACUCAAGUGUAGCAAAAC
Molecule: messenger RNA, 2531 nt
Organism: Sinocyclocheilus anshuiensis
Lineage: Eukaryota; Metazoa; Chordata; Actinopteri; Cypriniformes; Cyprinidae
Product: forkhead box protein O6-like
Exons: 4
Coding region: 265-2091 (608 amino acids)
Biological process (GO): regulation of transcription by RNA polymerase II
Cellular component (GO): nucleus
Molecular function (GO): DNA-binding transcription factor activity, RNA polymerase II-specific; RNA polymerase II cis-regulatory region sequence-specific DNA binding
Source: RefSeq, a predicted model, not a curated record